Molecule: messenger RNA, 228 nt
Organism: Cryptomeria japonica (Japanese cedar)
Lineage: Eukaryota; Viridiplantae; Streptophyta; Pinopsida; Cupressales; Cupressaceae
Source: the annotation of a RefSeq genome assembly
AUGGCUACACAGACCAUUGAUGAUACUUCCAAAACCGGACCAAUACGAACUACUGUAGGAGAUUAUUUAAAACCACUUAAUACAGAAUCCGGUAAAGUUGCUCCCGGAUGGGGAACUACUCCUUUUAUGGGCAUUGCAAUGGCCCUAUUUGCAGUAUUCUUAUGUAUUAUCUUGGAGAUUUAUAAUUCUUCCAUUUUAUUAGACGGAAUUCCAGUUAGUUGGGUCUAG